GUUAAUGCUGCUGUUGUUGCUGUUUUACUUUUAAUACGUGAUGAUCUUCUUAAUUCUAGUUGUUGGUUGGAAUCAUCAGUUUUAUGGUCGCCUUGUUGUACAACUUUCUGA
Rotaria sp. Silwood2 is the source of this 111-nucleotide messenger RNA. Lineage: Eukaryota; Metazoa; Rotifera; Eurotatoria; Philodinida; Philodinidae. The record is from the annotation of a GenBank genome assembly.